Messenger RNA from Drosophila melanogaster (fruit fly), 366 nucleotides. RefSeq lists its product as uncharacterized. The record is from RefSeq and is marked reviewed. The transcript has 2 exons. Bases 76 to 264 code for a protein of 62 amino acids. Lineage: Eukaryota; Metazoa; Arthropoda; Insecta; Diptera; Drosophilidae.
UCAGUGCAAGCAGGUCUGUCAACGCGCAGUGCGAAUCCAUCGAUCGAUUACUACAUACAUCUAGCCACAUACAACAUGAAGUUCUUGCUCCUGAGCGUCUUCCUUUGCCUUGCCGUGUGCUUCAUGGCCACCAGUGCUGCUCCUCGCGAGGAGGCCAUUCCCGAUGGCUUCGAAGGUCCUGGCAGUGAGUCCGUCAACCCAUCCGACGACCAAUCCUUCCUGCUCAAGCUGAAGCUGCUCAAGAAGCUGCUGUUCCUGGGCUAGACACCACACCCUCACAUUUAUGGAUUUAUAGUUUAACUUAACAUGUGUUUAGGUUUUUAAGAAGAAAAACAAGAGUGAAAUUAAAGAAAGUAUUUGGUAACG